AUGAACACCUUAAGCAACAAACUCAUUGGCUGUCAGAUUAAAUUUGCCCUGAUCGUUGGCCUGUUGGUAUCCUUGGCCUGGGCACUUCCUGUCGAGGAUGAUAGGAAUCCCCUACCAACAGAAAUUAAUGCCGUGAACACCGAGCAGCCUAUUGAAGCAGCCCCUGUUGUGGAAAAAGCAGAAAAUGCUGUUCAGCUCCGAUUCCCGCCUUUCAAUAACAAUGGAACGACAUUUUUCGAAAGAUUUGGUGAAAAAUUCAGGAAUAAGUGGACCACAACUACAACCACAACGACCAAGAGUACAGCAGGAUAA
This is a messenger RNA of Drosophila teissieri, 312 nucleotides long. RefSeq lists its product as uncharacterized. Lineage: Eukaryota; Metazoa; Arthropoda; Insecta; Diptera; Drosophilidae. The record is from RefSeq and is a predicted model, not a curated record. The transcript has a single exon. The coding region runs from base 1 to 312 and encodes 103 amino acids.